CCAGGACCAGAUUUUAGACUUCAUAUUAUGCACAGCUUUUGGUGGCUCCUUUGUGCUCUUCACCAUGUCAUCUGGGCUGCAACCAUGUUGAUCUCCAUCCAAGCCAUGCCGCCUGAACUCCCGGUUCGAUGCAACAAAAAUGGCUGCAACCUCUACAACUCCUAUGGGGUAUGGGGCGACAGAAAAGAUUGCCAUGUUCAGAAUGUCACAUACCCAACAACCGAAGAGGAGCUCCGGCUAGCUGUGGCUUAUGCAAAUCAGAACAAGCUCAAAGUCAAAGUUGUGAGCCAAUUUUCUCACACCAUCCCCAAGCUGGCCUGCCCUGCCACAAGCUCCGGGAAUUCAAUGCUAAUAAGCACAGCCAAAUACAAUUCAUCGAUUGAAAUUGACGCGAAGAAUUUGGCUGUCACGGUUGAUGCCGGCAUAGGGCUGCGCCGAUUGAUCGACGCGGUGGAAGAAGCCGGCUUGAGCUUGGUGGCUGCGCCAUAUUGGGAGGGUGUGAGUGUAGGAGGGCUUGUAAGCACAGGGGCACAUGGGAGCUCAUGGUGGGGAAAAGGAGGAGCUGUGCAUGAUCAUAUUGUUGGGCUCAGCCUCAUUGUUCCAGCAAAACAAUCAGAAGGGUUUGCCAAGAUUGUCAAGUUAGAACCAAAAGAUCAAAUCUUUAAUGCUGCCAAAGUAUCAUUGGGACUAUUAGGUGUCAUUUCCAAGGUGAAGUUGUCGCUAGAGCCAAGAUUCAAAAGGAGCAUAGCUUACGACUUUACAGAUGAUGCUCAAAUUGAGAACAUAUACAUGGACCAUGCUAAGAAAUAUGAGUUCGCAGAUAUAACUUGGUACCCAUCAAAGCAUACAGCUGCUUACAGAUAUGAUAACAGAGUUCCCUUAAAUGCCUCAGGCGAUGGAACAUAUGAUUUCCUAGGCUUCCAAUCCAAUUCUAUUCUCAUCUCCAAGAGUAUUAGAGCAACAGAGAAAACCAUGGAUAAUGGACGCAGCUUGGGUGGAAAAUGCACAAUGGCAGCUUCAUUUUUAGGGGUGAAGAAAUUAGUGGCUAAUGGCUUGAAGAAUGGCCUAAUCUUUACUGGGUACCCAGUAAUUGGUCCCCAGGGCAAAAUGCAAACCUCAGGCUCAUGCCUGUACUCAACAGCCGCAGACAACUCAUGUGCAUGGGACCCAAGAAUCAAUGGCCUCUUCUUCUAUGAAACAACAGCAAUAUUUCCAGCAUCAAAAUUUGGAGACUUCAUCAGAGACGUGAAGAAACUAAGAGACCUAAAACCAGACAACUUUUGUGGGGUUGAUAUAUACAACGGGUUUUUGAUACGUUUCAUUAGGGCAACUGGGGCAUAUCUUGGUCAGCCUGAAGACUCCGUGGUCGUUGAUUUUAAUUACUUUCGUGCUGAUGAUGCUUUGACUCCAAGAUUCAAUCAAGAUGUGUGGGAAGAAGUGGAGCAAUUGGCUUUCUUCAAGUACGGGGCUAGGCCACAUUGGGCUAAGAACAGGAACUUAGCCUUUUUGGAUGUGCAGAAAAAAUAUCCUAAUUUUAAUAAAUUUGUAGCUGUGAAAAGACAAUUGGACCCUCAGAAUUUGUUCUCAAGUGAGUGGUCUGAUGAGGUUGUGUUUGGGAAAGAGGGUGUGAAGGGAGAUGGGUGUGCUUUGGAGGGCCAAUGCAUUUGCUCUGAGGACAGGCAUUGCAGCCCUGGAAAAGGGUACUUCUGUAAACCUGGCCUUGUUUAUCAGGAGGCUAGAGUUUGUAGGUACUCAUCAUCACCACCAUCACCAUUCUCUGUGGGAUCAGGUAGUGAUAAGAAUGAUUUAUGAUUUGAUGAAUUAAUUAUUGUAGAAAAACAUCAUUGGUCAUUUUGAAUAAUUAAAAGUUUCAGUG
Messenger RNA from Prunus mume (Japanese apricot), 1876 nucleotides. It is a transcript of the gene GULLO3, whose product is annotated as D-arabinono-1,4-lactone oxidase family protein. Gene Ontology annotation, cellular component: membrane. The record is from RefSeq and is a predicted model, not a curated record. Gene Ontology annotation, molecular function: D-arabinono-1,4-lactone oxidase activity; FAD binding. NCBI's taxonomy places the organism in Eukaryota, Viridiplantae, Streptophyta, Magnoliopsida, Rosales, Rosaceae.